AGGUGCGCGCGCGGUUGGUCGAGGAAAUGUUGAAGAAGUAAACAUUGAAUUGUUGAUAUUCAAACUGUUGAAGAUAUAAGAGAUAAUAGGGCAUAUAAUACUAGAAUAGUAGUGGAAUUACUGACAAUAAUCCACUGACCUCACCAACUUCACACCCCAUGGACUCCCUCUCCUCCGCCUUCCCUCCUCCUCCCGCCGCCUACACCUCCUUCACCACCGGCUCCCCCCGUCCACAGCCACCGCCCCUUCCCGGCCCACGCUAUCGUUCGUUCGGGCUCACAUGGAAUACAAAUGACGCCCUUCCGCCCCUCGCAGCCGCCGGCAUCAAAGAACUCUUCACCACCUCCGCCGACGCGUCCGACCCCGCCUACCGCGUCUCUGAGCUCUCGACCCUCACGCGCUCCCUCCUCAUCAAAUACCUCGAACUCCUCGGCGUCAUGUCCACCGCCCCCGAGCUCUUUCCUCCCCUAGUCGAAGACGUCCGCACAAUCCUCCUCAACAUGCACCAUCUCCUCAACGAGUACCGCCCCCACCAGGCCCGCGAAUCGCUUAUCCUGAUGAUGGAAGAACAACUCGAUCGGAAACGCGCGCAGACAGAGGCUACAAAACUCGCCUGCGACCGCAUGGAACUCUUGCUCUCGUCCCUCACCGCGCCUUCUCCGACUGAUGAAAACUCAGACACCACCGCUCCUGAUCCGCUCAAAGAUCAUCAGAUCGACUCCGCUGCUCUCGCUGUCCACUCCGAGUCGCCUGCUGCCUCUGCCCGUCGUGCUGAUCUGCGCAUCUGGGCGGCUCUGUCUUCUCAGCAGUGACCUCCCUUCUACUUCACAUUGUACAUACACACUUGACUUUCAUUCAUCGGCGAUCUGGAGUUCUUCUGCUACCUUCUUCUAUUUGACAAUCGGCAAUAUAUUACAACUAUUCAAACUAUCCUACCCUACCAAAAAAUUUCAUAUACAAUC
This is a messenger RNA of Myxozyma melibiosi, 962 nucleotides long. RefSeq names its product MED7 protein-domain-containing protein. Gene Ontology annotation, cellular component: core mediator complex; mediator complex. The transcript has 2 exons. The record is from RefSeq and is a predicted model, not a curated record. Gene Ontology annotation, molecular function: transcription coregulator activity. Gene Ontology annotation, biological process: regulation of transcription by RNA polymerase II. The coding region runs from base 159 to 812 and encodes 217 amino acids. NCBI's taxonomy places the organism in Eukaryota, Fungi, Ascomycota, Lipomycetes, Lipomycetales, Lipomycetaceae.